This is a messenger RNA of Colletotrichum karsti, 288 nucleotides long. RefSeq lists its product as uncharacterized. The record is from RefSeq and is a predicted model, not a curated record. NCBI's taxonomy places the organism in Eukaryota, Fungi, Ascomycota, Sordariomycetes, Glomerellales, Glomerellaceae. Bases 1 to 288 code for a protein of 95 amino acids. The transcript has a single exon.
AUGAACAACCAAUUCGGAACAACUGACAGCCAAAUAACGCUCGUCAACACAGACACCCAAAACCCUCAAGUCGCAUCCCCUCAAAAGAAGAAGUCGCUGUACCAACGCUUGGUCGGCUCCAAAAGCAGCGAGAUCUCCGAGGAAGACAUGCUUAAGUAUACCGGCAAGACGAAGGCCGAGUUGACUGCAUGGGCUAAGGAUCGCCCAGGCGUGGGAGGAAACCAACCUGCUGGCAAGGUGGAUGCCGGGAAUAGCACCUUCGGGGUGGUGGGAUUGGGGAUCCAUUGA